Molecule: messenger RNA, 2693 nt
Organism: Polypterus senegalus (gray bichir)
Lineage: Eukaryota; Metazoa; Chordata; Cladistia; Polypteriformes; Polypteridae
Product: leishmanolysin-like peptidase 2
Exons: 16
Coding region: 110-2332 (740 amino acids)
Biological process (GO): proteolysis; cell adhesion
Cellular component (GO): membrane; cytoplasm
Molecular function (GO): metalloendopeptidase activity
Source: RefSeq, a predicted model, not a curated record
AAGAGCCUCUGUGAGCCAUCUGAGAAGGCACCGCUGGCACAUUCUGUUUCUCACCCGCUCCUCUGCCGCAGCUCAUCUUGUCCAGUCAGGUGACCACAGUGUUUCCAAGAUGACGACGCCCUUUCAUUGGCUCCUGGUGGUCUUGUGGCUGCCGUCCAUCACUGUCUUCUCUGUUCCUUUCCAAUCCUGUCUGCAUGAUGAGGUCCAGUCAUCGGUCUCAGUGGUAUCCGCUCCUCAAACCCCAAAGAGUGGCAGCCGAUUACAGCCGGCCGGCCUCUACCUUCGCCAGUCUCUGUCACCGAUGCUGCCCAUCCGCAUUCACAGCUGGAUGGCUACCAGCCAGUCUGAUCUGAGUGUCAACGAGAGAGUGCGCCUGGACAGUGCCGUCAAUGAAGCCACUGUGAUCAUCGCUAGCUUCCUGUCUGUGAAUCGAGUUCCAGGGCGACUGCUCCUCAAUCGUGACAUCAACAAAUACUGCAAGUCCAUCUGGAGGAACCUUAGUCUGCCCAAUUACAACCGAUGUGGGAUUAGCAAUGAGAACUACCGGAUGGAGACCUGCCUGGAUGUAGUGAUUCCAGAUGAGCACCUUAGUGGUUAUGCAGUGUGGUCAGCCACUGGUGAUCAGCCACGGGAAGUCAUCAAGGUGGAUGGUGUUGGAGUCAUGGAUGCAGAUUUCCUUCUCUACGUUCAGGCUGCCGAUACUGAUAAGUGCCGUAGUGAGCCUUCAGUUAUCGCAUACGCCUCUUACUGCCAGCUUGACGCCAGUGACCGUCCGAUUGCCGGAGCUGUGGUGUUUUGCCGGGCCCGUCUGACAACCAAGCAGUUUAACCAUCCAAAAACAGUCCUGACAGCCGUCCAUGAACUGCUUCAUGCAUUGGGCUUCUCACGGGAUCUGUUUGACAAGUGGAAGGACUGCUCCGACAGCCCAGCUGUUGGCAUCAGCUGCUCUUCACGCAGCUCUGUAACCAAUACCGACGAGUACGGCCAACUCCGGAUCUACACCCAGAAGGUGAUCAAAGCCAUGCAGGACCACCUCAAGUCCAGCUCCCAUGAAGCAGGUGGGCCGUUGGAAAAUAAGGAUGGAGUAGGUGUGCUCUCUUCACACUGGGAAGCUCGGUUCUUACAGGGUUCCAUAAUGGCUGCCUCAAUGGGAGAGCCGUGGCAGGUCCAGAUUGAUCAGAUUACCUUGGCUGCCUUGGCUGACACUGGAUGGUACCAGGUGAACAUGAGUGCUGCAGAGUCUCUCGUCUGGGGAGCUGGAGAAGGGGACUCGUUUGGGCUGAAAUCCUCCUGCACUGCUGAAACCUCUCAGUUUUUCUGCAGGGGGAGUGGCCCUGGCUGUCACUACCUACAUUUUGACAAAGGUGUGUGUACCACUGAUGACUUUCUGGAAGGAUGCCGGAUAUACAAACCUCUCAGUAACAACAGCGCAUGCUGGAUAGAAGCGAAUGGUGCAGUGGACACGACUUGGUUAAGUGGGGAGAUUUUUGGUCCAGAGAGCCGCUGUUUUUUCGCCAAUCUUUCCCGUGAGAACUCCACCUCACAGAAUGAGACGGCACUCAGCCUCACCGGGAGCUGUUAUCUGCACAGAUGUAUCGGAGAGAAUGCCUUCCAGGUGAAGGUUCUGGGGUCAGACUGGCUGAACUGCACGGCUGGAGAAGCAAUUCAGGUACCAGGAUACACAGGGGUCUUGUUCUGUCCAGAUGGCCGCCUGUGUGGCCCUACAAGAGGUCGUCUUGUUCCUUUCGUGCAAGCCACAACUGUCAGCUCUGUCACCAGUCCUAGAUCCACUACAGGGGCACCUGCCAUGGUGAUGUUCUCUUCUGUUGAGGUUGUGUUCAUGGUCAUGGAGAAGACCUCUGAGGUGACCACAACAACAUGGUCACAGCAUGCCAAUCUGCCAGUGGAGGCCAUGAUAAAUGCCACUGGAAUUGACAGGUGCCACUUUCAAAAUGUUUUGCUUCACGACCCCUUACACCUGACCCUAGAUCUGGUGUGGCAGUCGCCCAAGUGCAGGACCAUGUCCCUCACCGAUGUGUACCAAACGCUGUGGUCAUCAGUACAGCAAAGACAAAUCUCCUACUGGCUGCAGGGGACCAACUACACUGCCUAUGAAGUCAAAUUACUGAGCUCAUCUCUUGGCUUUCCUGAUAUCUCUGCCCUGCCUGGGGCACCCAACUCCUCUACAGAGAGGAUGAUGUCUUCAGUGGUUGUUGCCGCCCUGUGUGGCGGCCUAGGGAUGGUGUUGGCCUUCUCCUUGGUUUGUGUUGGCCUCACGCUGCUCUACAAGAGGAAGCGUCUAGCCAGAAUUCGGGUUCACCACCAGAGCUGAAGCAGUGGGUCAUAUGAGUGCUGCCAUGCUGCUCUGUAGAGGGCAUCAAUACUGGCUGAGCUGAAUGGAAAGCCUGGGCUGGGAAAUGAAGAGAAUCUCAUAGGAGGCUGUUAUAUCCGCUAAAGAGGCACGAUCAAGCCAAGCCACGUGUGGAAGGAGAGAGUGGAAUCCAUUCAGAAGAAUGCACUGGACUGGUGGUCCUCCCUUUGUGAAAGACCAUGGGGUACUUCUAGUAGAUCUUUUAAUAUCAUUUUUGUAAAUGACUCACAGGAAACUCAGGAGGCACUAUAUGGUGCUCAGUCCAGAACAUCAAUAUUUAAGAUGGUACCUUCGUAGAUUAACAAGGAAUGUUUCAAUUUCC